ACAAUUAAUAAUUAAAUAGGUUUUGCAGCAUGAAUCAUCAGGCUGUACUCGACUUCCUUCUGAGUAAGACGUGACGGGUGAACCCGAACAGGUUUGGCCACACAGAUGCAAACAGGGAGUUCAGGAUAUACCUGAGCAAACAGGAUGUGUUCAGGGUCUGGCACCAUGCUGGAAGGCUACAGCCCUGUGACCCAGGCCCUGCAGGGGACUCUGUUCACCUGGGGGCUGACCGCUGCCGGAGCCGCCAUGGUGUUUGUCAUCUCCAGCCGACAGAAACACAUCUUGGAUGGAAGUUUAGGCUUUGCUGCUGGGGUAAUGCUGGCUGCUUCGUAUUGGUCGUUGCUGGCACCGGCGAUCGACAUGGCGGAGGAUUCUGGGAAAUACGGCUCAUUUGCUUUCUUGCCUGUGGCUGUGGGAUUCACACUCGGAGCGGCCUUUGUUUACUUCGCUGACGUGGCCAUGCCCCUGCUGUGUUUGCUUGAUAAUGUUCUUAACAUUAUUCUCCUCUGUCGUGCAGAUAAAAUUGAUAAUGGAGAUGUGUACCAGAGGAGGAGAGGACCUCAUUCGCCAAACUCAGACGGACAGGAAACAGGAAGUAAGCAACAGGAAGAGGUCCGGCAGACAGCAAGCAGAUGGCGACGAAUCGUUCUCCUCAUCCUUGCCAUCACCAUCCACAAUAUUCCAGAGGGAUUGGCUGUGGGCGUUGCAUUCGGAGCCAUCGGGAAAACUCCAACUGCUACUUUUGAAAGUGCCAGAAAUUUGGCCAUCGGUAUUGGCAUCCAGAAUUUCCCAGAAGGCUUGGCGGUGAGCCUGCCGCUGCGGAGUUCAGGGGUCUCAACGUGGACGGCCUUCUGGUAUGGCCAGCUGAGUGGCAUGGUCGAGCCUAUUGCUGGGUUAGUUGGCGCCAUUGCUGUUGUCUUGGCAGAACCUCUGUUGCCAUAUGCGUUGGCGUUUGCUGCCGGGGCGAUGAUUUACGUGGUGGUGGAUGACAUCAUACCUGAGGCUCAAAGCAGAGGAAACGGGAAGCUGGCGUCCUGGACCACCAUCGUGGGCUUCGUAGUGAUGAUGUCACUGGACGUUGGGCUGGGCUGAGCUCACCGUGACAACAGAAGACUCAAUGAUGUCAUCAAUGUGCUGCUGACCUCAGUUUUUCUUUUUUUUUUUGAAAAGGGACCAAAUGGAGUGUUUUAUUGUGAAACACUGUUUAUCCAUUGUGUUUGAAACACGGAGAUCUUUUGUAAAACAAGUUGUGAGGGUGGAUUUGGGCUCAUGCUAGCAGUUCCUAAGAGCAGCUGUUACUUUUUUUCAAAUGGCAGACAUCUUCUUUAGGAAUGAAUUAAUGAAUAUUUUAUCAAUAUUCUCCCGAUUCUAGAAAUUUGUGAAUGUUUUGUUGUUUGCUUGAGUUUUACUUUUAGUUCUGAACGUUAAAUUAAUGUUUAAUUCCCCUUUUUGUUCUUCCUCAUGAUGGAAAUACUUGAAGUCUGGUGUUUUGAUUUGGUGCCGCCAAUGAAUGAUUACGUUUUGCUAACUCCAUUCUGUAUCAUUGUGGUAUAAUGAAAUAUGAAAUCUUCUAUAACAAACCCGUCACAUGCAGUGCCUUCUUGUUUUCAGGGCAGUCCGCUGCCAUCUACAGGCCGGUCUGAAGACUCGCAUGUUGUGGUCACAUGUCCAAUUAUUUAAAAUGCUGAAGUUUACGCUGAACAACAUGAAGUAUUUCUAGAAUUAAAAAACAAAGUGGUUAUCAAUUUUCUUCAA
Molecule: messenger RNA, 1755 nt
Organism: Cottoperca gobio
Lineage: Eukaryota; Metazoa; Chordata; Actinopteri; Perciformes; Bovichtidae
Gene: slc39a11
Product: solute carrier family 39, member 11
Exons: 9
Coding region: 145-1092 (315 amino acids)
Biological process (GO): zinc ion transmembrane transport
Cellular component (GO): membrane
Molecular function (GO): zinc ion transmembrane transporter activity
Source: RefSeq, a predicted model, not a curated record